Messenger RNA from Histoplasma mississippiense, 825 nucleotides. RefSeq lists its product with no specific name. The transcript is spliced from 3 exons. Gene Ontology annotation, biological process: carbohydrate metabolic process. Bases 1 to 825 code for a protein of 274 amino acids. NCBI's taxonomy places the organism in Eukaryota, Fungi, Ascomycota, Eurotiomycetes, Onygenales, Ajellomycetaceae. The record is from RefSeq and is a predicted model, not a curated record.
AUGGGGUCUUUUAUAUCGUCGGCCUACCAGCACAUAUUUCGAAAGCGAGAGACGCAAUGGCUUGACAUUGACGACUUCGACCUUGACGAGCCGGGUGAGCCAAACCAGCUGAUGUUUCAGGCCUUCGAGUGGUACGUGCCUGAUGAUCAGCGACAUUGGCUACGGCUGCGGGCAGCCCUACCAAGGCUCAAGGAAAUCGGUGUGACCAGCAUACUGCUCCCACCAGGCUGUAAGGCCAUGAGCCCGUCCGGCAAUGGAUAUGAGUUGUAUGACCUUUACGACCUAGGCGAGUUCUAUCAGAAAGGGUCGAGGGCCACCAAGUGGGGAACUAAGGAAGAGCUGGUUGCUCUUGUGACUAAGGCGCAUGAGAUGGAGAUCCGAAUCAUUUGGGAUACGGUGCUUAAUCAUAAGGCUGGAGCUGAUCAUACGGAGAAAUGUAAUGCGGUGAUGGUUCAUCCGAAAGACCGCCGGAAAGUCAUCAGUAAGCCCGUGGAAAUUGAAGGUUGGCUGGGUUUUACCUUUCCUGGCCGGGGGGAACGGUACAGUGAGAUGAAAUAUCAUUGGUACCAUUUUUCAGGAGUCGAUUUUGAUGCCCUUAAUAAGAACAAGGGAAUAUAUAAAAUCUUGGGGCCUGAUAAGAACAAAGACUGGGCGCGGGACGUCAGCAAAGAGAAUGGCAACUACGACUAUUUGAUGUUUUCAAAUCUAGAUUAUUCGAACCCAGAAGUUCGUGAGGACGUCUUCAAGUGGAUUGAAUGGAUGGGUGACCAGCUCCCACUUUCAGGCCUAAGUGGACGCUGCCAAACAUGUUUCAUCUGGGUUUGA